AUGACAUUAUUUCCAUUGUUGUUGCUCCUGGCUGCUGUAUUGCCUCCAUCCCUUCUUCAAGUAUUUGUUAAAGAUAUGAAUUUUGAGGAUUUGAUAACCUCUAAAGAGUCAGUCCAAGAAGAGAUUGUAAACAAGCACAACCAACUGAGAAGAAUGGUUUCUCCACCUGGUAGUGACUUACUAAAGAUGCAAUGGAGUAAUGAUGCCCGAGUGAAUGCACAGAAAUGGGCAAAUCGGUGCUAUUACACACCCAGUCUUCAAGGAGACAGGACCACCGACAUAAGAUGUGGUGAGAAUGUCUUCAUGUCACGUUACGCAGUAUCAUGGUCUCGUGUUAUCCAAAGCUGGUAUGAUGAAGUCAUAGAUUUCAGAUUUGGUUCAGGCCCAAAUCCAACUGAUGCAAUAGUUGGAAAUUAUACUCAGGUUGUUUGGAAUACAUCUUACCAAGUUGCAUGUGGAGUUGCUAAGUGCCCUUACCAAUUAUUGGAAAAUGUAUAUGUUUGUCACUAUUGUCCUCUGGGUAAUACUGUAAGAAGGCAAUACAUCCCCUACACAGUAGGAGAACCAUGUGCCCUUUGCCCUGAUCAUUGUGAUGACGGACUAUGCACAAAUAGUUGUAAAUAUGAAAAUAACUAUGUUAACUGUGCAGAAUUGAAGACUUCACUAACCUGUGACUAUCCAAUGGUUAAACAAAACUGCAAUGCUACAUGCAACUGUGAAGGCAAAAUUCAUUAAAUUUCCAGUACAAGUGAACAGGGCAAUGUGAAGAAAGAGCUCCUCCUCUACUUGGGCUGGUCACAUUCCACUAGAAAAUUUGAGGUAUAGACACAUUGAAAUGAUUCCAAACAGUAAACAUUCUGUUCUUCGGUAUCAUUCCAUUUAGUAGAAAUAUUACAUCCAAAGAUUUUAAAAUAACAUAAUCUUGACCUCUGAUUUCUGUGACACAUUUAUGGAGUUGAGUCAAGCCCAAGGCUAUACUGUUUGUCUGUAUGACUAAGGUCUCUGAAACUCCUUCCUGAAAAUAAGAAUCAGGUUCCCAGAGCACAAUGGAGUAAAGGAACAGCAUAUACUUCCACUGUAACUGUCAGUCAUCUUUCCUAGCUCUACCUAGCUAACUAUAUCUGAAAACAAAUCCCUGUUAGCUUUCUUCCCACCAUUUAUUCUU
Messenger RNA from Peromyscus leucopus (white-footed mouse), 1165 nucleotides. Its product is annotated as cysteine-rich secretory protein 1-like. The record is from RefSeq and is a predicted model, not a curated record. The transcript is spliced from 7 exons. Lineage: Eukaryota; Metazoa; Chordata; Mammalia; Rodentia; Cricetidae. The coding region runs from base 1 to 735 and encodes 244 amino acids.